This is a messenger RNA of Sipha flava (yellow sugarcane aphid), 379 nucleotides long. RefSeq lists its product as uncharacterized. NCBI's taxonomy places the organism in Eukaryota, Metazoa, Arthropoda, Insecta, Hemiptera, Aphididae. The transcript is spliced from 2 exons. Gene Ontology annotation, molecular function: protein dimerization activity. The record is from RefSeq and is a predicted model, not a curated record. The annotation marks the transcript as partial.
AAAUCAUCUUUUCUUAUUGAUUAUUAUAAAGAUACUUUUGAUAUCAAUUCUUCAAACUUAAAAUGUGAAAUUAAUGUAAUGAAAAACACGAUGAAAGAAGUCAAUUUUGAAAAUAUCAAAAAACAUCUAAAUGAAGAAGUAUUUCCUAAUUUAUUUAAAAUUAUGCAAGCGGCAAUAACAUUACCAGUGAGCUCGGCCACUUGUGAAAGGUCCUUUUCAACUAUGAGAAGGAUCAACACAUAUUUCAGAGCUAACAUGACUCAGGGCCGAUUUACUAAUUUAGCAAUAUUGAAUAUCGAAAAAGAUACUAUAGUAGAUCCUGAAAUAAUAUUGAACACAUUUGCUAAAUCCAACCGACGAAUACAGAUCUAAAAAUGUA